Messenger RNA from Trifolium pratense (red clover), 1181 nucleotides. Its product is annotated as protein HHL1, chloroplastic. The coding region runs from base 93 to 791 and encodes 232 amino acids. Lineage: Eukaryota; Viridiplantae; Streptophyta; Magnoliopsida; Fabales; Fabaceae. The record is from RefSeq and is a predicted model, not a curated record. The transcript has 5 exons.
ACAUUGGGAUAAUAAUUUCAUAAUCCUCCAUCUCUCUCUCUAUAUCUCUCACUACCCUAUCCAGUUAGUUGAGUCAGUUACAAACCAAACGCAUGGAAGCAGCAAUGUCAUUGAACGCACUCGUUCUUCCACCUCUCUCAAGUUCAUCUUCCAGAUUCUUCAACGAUUCAUCACUGAACCACUCACUCUUUUCAAUUCCAAGAUUACAAACCAGCCGAAGAACUCAACAACAACGACGACAUGUUUUGGUUGUUGAAGCUAAGGGUAAAAAAGGAAUGAUGUCUUCUGGUAAAUAUCAACGUCCACCUCCACCUCCUCCUUUACCUAAAAUUGAAGAUGAUGGUAAUCCGAAAUUCGUGGUUUUCAUUCGUAUGGAUGAGCUUUAUAUUUGGUAUCCUCUUAGUAUUGUUUCUGGUGGUACUACUGCUAAAAUUAUGGUUGCUGCUAAAGAUAAUUUUCUUGGCAAAUAUAUUUAUAAGGAUACACUUGCUAGAAAUCUUGCUGCUGUUAUCUACAGAGAUGAGAAGGAGAUACAGGAAUCUGCAAUCAAACAAUUUCGUGUGCUAAAGUCAGCUACUAAAUUCAGAUAUGGCUACAAACUUGUUGAGAAUGGUAAUGUAAGAGCUGCACUUUCUACCAGUAAUGUUAUUGAGCUUCCUACACCAGAUAAACUAAAAACCGUAGCUGAUAAAGUGAAAGACUUUUUCAAAGAUGUAAAGGGGACCUUUCGCGAUAUAACAUCGUUUGACGAUACAGAUGGGUCAAAGAAAAGAUCCAGAAGAAGAAAUUAAGGUUAAAAGAUGAAACUAUAUGAGGAAACAAUUUGCUUGAAUUGUUAUGUGCUGCUUGGAGCCACAUGAGGUUUAGAAAGCAAGCUUCAUGCUGUUUGUAGAUUGGUUAAUGUCUGCUUUCUUUGCACAACAAGUGAUACUCUUGUUUUGUUCUUUAUACCUGCACCAAACACAUAAUUUUAUGUUCUGAUGAAUGAAUACCACCUUUAUGGCGCUGGUUACUAAUUUAUGUUUUGAUUCACAUUGGUACGGAAUCACGGAUAGCUUGUGGGAUGAUCAUGUAAUGGCAUCAUUUUUACUUCAAGAGAUUUAUGGAUCUGCUGUACAAAUUACUUGUUGUAAUAUUGGCAUUCAUGCAUUUUAUUUCAAAGGAAUUCAUUUUGUUGAUCA